Messenger RNA from Telopea speciosissima, 778 nucleotides. Its product is annotated as probable WRKY transcription factor 50. The record is from RefSeq and is a predicted model, not a curated record. Gene Ontology annotation, molecular function: DNA-binding transcription factor activity; sequence-specific DNA binding. Gene Ontology annotation, biological process: regulation of DNA-templated transcription. The transcript has 3 exons. NCBI's taxonomy places the organism in Eukaryota, Viridiplantae, Streptophyta, Magnoliopsida, Proteales, Proteaceae. The coding region runs from base 180 to 554 and encodes 124 amino acids.
CCUUCUUUUUGUUUGAAAGAAUACCCAAAUGUCUGAUUCCACUUUCCAAUCCACAAAUUCCACAGAAAACGAUUUUGCUGAAGCUUAUGAUUUUGAAUUCUCAGAUUACCUUGUGUUAGAUGAAUGGUUAGAAGGAAGUAACCCUGCAUCCAUGGCAGCAACACCAAUUGGUUCAUUUCAUGAUUCCAUUCCUCCCAUGCCAAGAGUAUUGGAUGAUUCCACCAAAACUAACAGUCAACAAGGACAGACUAGUAGCAGCAACAGCAGCAGCAGCAAGCAAGAGAUGUGGGAACGAGGAAGGGAAGAUUAAGAAGAUGGUUAGAAAUAAAGUUGCAUUCAAGACAAAAUCUGAUAUUGAUAUAAUGGAUGAUGGGUUCAGGUGGAGGAAAUAUGGGAAGAAGAUGGUGAAGGACAGCCCAAAUCCAAGGAACUAUUACAGAUGUUCAGUUGAUGGCUGCCCGGUAAAGAAGCGGGUAGAACGCGAUGCAGAAGAUUCACAGUAUGUCAUAACUACAUAUGAGGGUGUCCAUAACCAUGAAAGUCCUCCACUCUGAAGAUAUUUUUCCUCAAAUUUUUUUUUUUUUUUAGUCUUCCUUCACUCAUUUCAGUUGGAAGGUGAAUUAAUUAACCAGUUGUAUAUUUCAGUAAACAUGAUAUAAAUUAAGUAAUAUUUAACCAUAUAAGUAAUCUCACUGUUGCAUAGUUUGUACAACUGUAAUGGAUGAUCUAUUCAUAUGAGAAAGACUAGAUUACAUAAAUGUUGCAAUUAAUCCUUCAA